GUAUACAGAAAAACAAAAAUAUCACCAUUAUAGACUCCAUUUAAUUCUUUAACUUUACCCUCCAAAAGCCAUGGCCACCGUCGCCGCCGCUGCCACCACCACCCUCCCAAAACUCAUCCCAAUUCUUCUCAUAAUCCUCCUCUCCACCACCCUAACCUCUGCAAAUCCAACACAACUUCUCCAAAACCCUCUCCCAAAAUCCCUUGGCCUCAAAAAGCAAAAGCUCAGCCACCUCCACUUCUAUUUCCACGACAUUGUCGGCGGCAAAAACCCCACCGCCGUUCGCGUCGCCCAGGCCGCCAUGACCAACAAAUCCCCCACCCUCUUCGGCGUCCUGGUCAUGAUGGACGACCCUUUGACGAUGCAGCCGGAACCCAGCUCCACCCCGGUGGGGAGAGCGCAGGGCAUUUACUCUUCGGCUUCUCAAAGCGAGACCGCAUUGUUGAUGGUGAUGAAUUUUGCAUUCACUCACGGUAAGUAUAACGGCAGUACUCUCAGUGUUCUUGGCCGCAACGCCGUGUUCAAUACCGUGAGGGAGUUGCCGAUCGUCGGCGGGACGGGGCUUUUCCGGUUUGCUUCCGGCUAUGCUCAGGCGAAGACUCAUACUUUUGACUUGAAGUCUGGCGAUGCUGUUGUGGAAUAUAAUGUUUAUGUGUUUCAUUAUUGAAUUAAUUAGAAUUAAUUAAAGUUUAAUUUCGGUUUUUGUUUUAAAAUUUUGGAAAGAUUUUGAAUAAAUUAAUGAAUUAUUGUCAUCCUUUUAUUGGCUUAA
Molecule: messenger RNA, 769 nt
Organism: Pistacia vera
Lineage: Eukaryota; Viridiplantae; Streptophyta; Magnoliopsida; Sapindales; Anacardiaceae
Product: dirigent protein 22-like
Exons: 1
Coding region: 71-667 (198 amino acids)
Source: RefSeq, a predicted model, not a curated record